Molecule: messenger RNA, 858 nt
Organism: Pneumocystis jirovecii RU7
Lineage: Eukaryota; Fungi; Ascomycota; Pneumocystomycetes; Pneumocystales; Pneumocystaceae
Exons: 6
Coding region: 1-858 (285 amino acids)
Biological process (GO): nucleotide-excision repair; double-strand break repair via homologous recombination; mitotic intra-S DNA damage checkpoint signaling
Cellular component (GO): nucleolus; site of double-strand break; checkpoint clamp complex
Source: RefSeq, a predicted model, not a curated record
AUGCGUUUUAAGACGGGUAUUUCGAAUAUUUCAAUGUUUAUACGUCUUGUUCAGUCCCUUGAACGAGUUGGACGGAUUUGCUGGUUAAAGUUGACUCCAGAGACAGUGCAUUUUGUUAUUGUUCCAGAUCAUACUGGCACACAAGUCUGGGCUAUUUUGGAAGUUAAGUCAAUAUUUCAAGAUUAUCUUGUGCAGUCAAAUACAAAUAAUAUAAUUAAUCUUGAGGUUCCUAUUGAUCAUUUGCAUAAAGCUCUUAAGUCUUCUGUUAACGCUUCAGAGAUUGUUUUGAGAUUGACAAAACAUGAUCAUUUUCCUAUGCUCUCAUGUUCCAUUUCACUUUUGGGAAAGUCUGGUGGCAUGAGUGCUGUUACUCAUAAUAUUCAUGUUAGGGUUUUAUCGCCUUUGAUGCAAUUGUUUGAGCCUGUUGUUCCAGAACCAGAUUGUCAUAUUAUUUUACCAUCCCUAUCUCAAUUGCGCUAUAUAUCAGAAAGAUUUAGAGCGAUUAGCAAUAAGAUCUUUUUGAAGGCAAAUAUGUCUGGUGAAUUUCAAAUUGGUGUUGUUUCUGAUUCAUGUAAAAUUGAGACAAAGUUUAAAGAUUUGAUUAAUCCUGAACUGGAUCCCUGUGCUGUUAAAGAUAUUUCUAAGCAUCCGAGUCAAAUUAGGGAUAAAAAGGCGUUUGUUACGGUGAAGGUAUCUGUGAAGGAUUGGCUUAAUCUUCUACAAGUACAUAUUGUUGCAAAAAGAGUUAUUGCUUGUUUCUGUGAGGGGCAUGCUUUGGUUCUUUAUGUCUAUAUUAUGGAGCCAGAAGAGGAAAGUUCUGCUGUUUUGACGUAUUAUAUUAGUACUUAUAUUGAAUGA